AUGAGGGGCAGGCAGGGACUGGUUUUGAGUGGAGAGAUGAAUGGUACCUAGGCAUGACUUCCUGGCCUAGAGGAAAGAAUGUCUGAAAUGUAGGUGUUUCCCCAGCCCUCUGUGGCUGAAGCCAGCAGUUGUACGUCACUGUCAUGGGAAUGGCUGGGUUUUGUGUAAUUUCCUGGACUAGGAGGGAAGGCACUUGUGGGAGAUGGAAUCUCUAGAUAGGAGAUUGGUACAAAUGAAGGCUCCUAAAAUGUACAGGAUGUCAUAGAGUCCUGGGCUGUCUCACUGCUGUGGACAUUUGUUCUUGUGACUCCAGGGCGGAGUGUAGAGGCACUCUGGGAAGGAGAGGCUAGGGCAGCCCUCCCUCUUGGACUUUCAAGUGCUUAGGUGCCCCAGGAAACAGGAUGCCAACGGUGAGCCUGGCCCUUUUCUGAUGAGAAACCGAACCUGGCUUUGGGGUUUACUUUGAUGCACUAAAUUUCAUGCUGUCCCCAGUGCUGGUGUGUGGUUUUGUGCAUCUCAGAAUGGAGACACAUAGAAUGGAGUUGGAGUGGCUAUAAAGGGGGAAAAAGCAAGUCUUCUUUCCCCCUCCCUGCUUUUUAAAACAGUGUCUCUAUGUAUCCCUGGCUGGCCUGGUACUCAAAGAGACCCACCUUUCUCUGACUCCCUAGUGUUGGAAUUAAAGCCAUGUGCACCUCACUUGGCAUUUCUUCAGACAAGGUCUUGGUGUGUAGACCAGGAUGACCUCAAACUCUCAGAAGUCCUCCUGCCUCAGCUUCUCUAGUGCUGGGAUUAUAGUGUGCAUCACUAUACCCACAGAUACAGGACUAACUGUUGGAGAAUAUUUUUAAAUAGGGUACAGUGUGCACAGCUGUGGGUGGCCUGUGUCAUAUGGCAUUACCGCAGAGUACUUUGAUGGCAGGUAACCUAGGGACAAAAGAUAGAGUUCUGUGUGCCUCCUUCCUGAAUGGCAUAUAGACUUUUCCCUUCUACUUGACAUCUGGGGUGGUGACCCUUGGCUAAGAGCACAGAUGUUGGCGAGAAGUUAAUCCUAGUUAGCAGAUACGAUGUGUUCAAUCUGUCCCACAUGCCAACCUCACCCUUCACAUGGUUGGCUCCUUGAGAUAAAUGUCUAUCUCCCCCCAAAAAUCAGUGGCUAAGUAAGAGGGGAAACAUGAUGACCACAUUUGGACUGCAAGCUAGCCUGUGGUCCAUCAGUUUCUAAACCCUAGCUCAAAACUCUCUGACCUAGCGUGUUAACUGGAACAGUGAAUGGAUUUGUCCAUGAGAAAACCAAGAAACAUUUUCCUUAGGAGAUUCUCUGUUUUGGAUUUAAAGUGUUCUCCCCAAUAAGUUAGAUAGACAGACCGACAGACCUCAGUAAAGUUUUUGCAUACCCCAUUCUCCACUGAGUGGAGAAGCUCCAGCUGCUUUGCAUGCAGCUGGUGUUACAGCUGCCAGGCAGAGCUCACCUAAAACAGGCACUGCUGCAGAUCAGGGUCUCUUAAAGCCGUGCGUCACAAAACUAGUCUAGCUAACCUGGCUGGCGUUCAGUGCCUGCUUGGGAAUCUGGGCUUGGUUAUAGCUGGUAUCCCUGAGACCAAGGACCAGAAUGGCAGUGCCGUCACGCAUGAGCUCAGGAAUAGUUGCCCUUGGCUCCUCCUGUCUGUCUCACAUCCUCCAGAGUGUUCCCUGGCACUGUUUCUGCUAAGUAGGCAUUGUCUGAACCUUUACCCUCAUCACCAAAUUAUUAGUGGGUUAAUGCCACACAGGGGAUGGAGCAAGUAGCAGGGUUCCUAAGGGACUCUAGAUUCCAAGGCUAUCCCCAGCUCUCAGCCAGGAGUGCUUCUGUAGGAGAGCCAAGCCACUGGCUGCGUAACAAGCUGGUCUGGGGAAUGUUGGAAAGAGCAAGCACCUGGCUGCCCUCCUGGCCUCUCAAGGCUUUCCUAGGAGUAUCUCUCACCAGAGCAAGAAAAUUGUGCAAGCAGGUGACAAGGACCUUGAUGGGCAACUGGACUUUGAAGAGUUUGUACAUUACCUCCAAGAUCAUGAGAAAAAACUGAGGCUGGUGUUCAAGAGUCUGGACAAAAAGAAUGAUGGACGAAUCGAUGCUCAGGAGAUCAUGCAGUCCCUGCGGGACCUGGGUGUCAAGAUCUCUGAACAGCAGGCGGAGAAGAUUCUUAAGAGAAUACGGACGGGCCACUUCUGGGGCCCUGUCACCUACAUGGAUAAGAAUGGCACGAUGACCAUCGACUGGAACGAGUGGAGGGACUACCACCUCCUGCACCCUGUGGAGAACAUCCCGGAGAUCAUCCUGUACUGGAAGCACUCGACGAUCUUCGAUGUCGGUGAAAAUCUGACAGUCCCAGAUGAGUUCACAGUGGAGGAGAGGCAGACCGGGAUGUGGUGGAGGCACCUGGUGGCAGGAGGUGGGGCAGGGGCAGUUUCCAGAACCUGCACUGCCCCCCUGGACAGACUGAAGGUGCUCAUGCAGGUCCAUGCCUCCCGCAGCAACAACAUGUGCAUUGUAGGUGGAUUCACACAGAUGAUUCGAGAAGGGGGAGCCAAGUCACUCUGGCGGGGCAAUGGCAUCAAUGUCCUCAAAAUUGCCCCUGAAUCGGCCAUCAAAUUCAUGGCAUAUGAGCAGAUGAAACGGCUUGUCAGUAGUGAUCAGGAGACGCUGAGGAUCCACGAAAGGCUUGUGGCAGGCUCCUUGGCCGGAGCCAUUGCCCAGAGUAGCAUCUACCCAAUGGAGGUUCUGAAGACCCGAAUGGCCCUGCGGAAAACAGGACAGUACUCCGGCAUGCUGGACUGUGCCAGGAGGAUCUUGGCUAAAGAGGGUGUAGCUGCCUUCUACAAAGGCUACAUCCCCAACAUGCUGGGGAUCAUCCCCUAUGCUGGCAUCGACCUAGCUGUCUAUGAGACAUUGAAAAAUACCUGGCUUCAGCGCUACGCAGUAAACAGUGCAGAUCCCGGUGUGUUCGUGCUCCUGGCCUGUGGUACUAUCUCCAGUACUUGUGGCCAACUGGCCAGCUACCCACUAGCCCUGGUCAGGACCCGGAUGCAGGCACAAGCCUCCAUUGAGGGCGCACCUGAGGUAACCAUGAGCAGCCUCUUCAAACAGAUUCUGCGGACUGAGGGGGCCUUUGGGCUCUACCGGGGGCUGGCCCCCAACUUCAUGAAGGUGAUCCCGGCUGUGAGCAUCAGCUACGUGGUCUACGAAAACCUGAAGAUCACCCUGGGCGUGCAGUCUCGGUGACGGGAGGGUGGUGGACUUGGUGAGCCUGGGCUGCGGCCCAGGGUGUGCAGCCGCCUCAUUCUGUGAAUGUGCCAACACUAAGCUGACUUACCCAAGCUGUGAAACCCAGGAUACCACAGGGGACGGGCAGGGAGCUGGCAAGCUCUGGGCUGGUUCUGCUGACCUGGCAGACCUUCGUGUCUCUUCCAAGGAAGACCUGUGGAUGUUCCUUGGGGUCCAGGGGUCAGUAAGAUGUAGGCUCCUGCACUAGAGACAGGACGUUUUCCUCAGUGCCUGCCAGAUAGCGAGCUUGGAUGCCAGCUUAGUUCUUCCAUCUCGUUCACUCAGCCGGACCUCAGCUACGGCAUCCCUCUGGUCCAAAGAGCAUUCCUGUGCCCCUCAUAUCUCUCCACUGAUGCGCUGUGGUAGAAAGUGGGCCUGCCCCCACUCUUUCUUGUCCUUCUGUCCAUCUUCCCUCAGUGCUGCUCUUCCAAACCUGUUUCCCAAGCUGCAGCAUCCAUGGGACCUGUGGUACGGGAAGCUGAAGAAGUACCAUUAUGUCCUCGCCUAUUCUGAGCCCACCAGCAAGGCCACCUGGCUGUGCCCAGGUACAGGCACUGGCUGCCUGACAGCGCGGUGCAUGGCUUUGCUGAAAGCUAGUGCUAGGACCUGGAACCCAGAGGACUUGUGCUGCCUGCAUGGGCCUAACGUCCUCUGAGCUGCCCCUAAGCCCUGUCAGGACUGGCACCACCAACUCAUGCCCACACUCAUUGUUCAGUUCUGUGGUGUGAGGGUAGGCAGGGUACCUGCCCCAUGUCAGCCGCCCUGAUGAGAAGAAAACGAUGCUGAAGGCCUUAAUAACGUCUUAGUGGGUAAAGGAUUUGGUUCAGAAGGACAAGCUGGACACUGCAAGUGCCACACUCGCUGUGAGCCCGGGGCAGGUAGCCUGUCUGCUCUCAAGUCUGUUCUGAGGGCCCUGUGGGGCCAAGCGGGACCAGCCUCACAUUCCAUGCGUGUACCACUCUGCUUGGAGCCUAUUUAUUUUGUAUUUAUUUGAACAGAGUUAUGUCCUAACUAUUUUUAUAGAUUUGUUUAAUUAAUAGCCUGUCAUUUUCAAGUUCAUUUUUUAUUCAUAUUUAUGUUCAUGGUUGAUUGUACCUUCCUGUCAUCACCUGGUGGGGCAUGGGAAGACAAGAUGGGAAAGUGGCCACAGAGUGACCUUGCCUGCUGCCCACACUGACAGUGUGUCUGUCCCACUAGAAACAGAGGGAACGGCACAGGGAAGACACCCAGGCCGGGUAGGGUAGUGGGGAAGGUGGCAGCUUGACAUUCUUUCCUGGACCGGGAGGAUUUCUUUAUUUUGCCCUUUUGGAACGACAAGGCAGUGAGGUGCUUCACCAGGAAUUUGGUUUGAGGGUGAGGACUGAAGGACAGGGUGGCCUGCCUUCCCCAACCCUUGACCUGGACUCCCUCCUGGCCCACAGCUGCCCAUGCUCAAUGAGUGACCUGCUGGCCACUUGGCAAUUGUGCCUCCAUUGCCCCAGAAUGGCCUGAUGAGGAAAAUCCAAACAGGAUGCAAAGAUCAAUGCAAAAAUCACCGGUCUGCAUAGUCUAUGCUGUAACUGGAGUUUGUCAAAGGCAAGCAGCCUUCUAAUAAAGUCGCUUCAAAUGUGA
This is a messenger RNA of Mus caroli (Ryukyu mouse), 4909 nucleotides long. The record is from RefSeq and is a predicted model, not a curated record. NCBI's taxonomy places the organism in Eukaryota, Metazoa, Chordata, Mammalia, Rodentia, Muridae.